Dacryopinax primogenitus is the source of this 3231-nucleotide messenger RNA. RefSeq lists its product as uncharacterized. Gene Ontology annotation, biological process: actin filament polymerization. NCBI's taxonomy places the organism in Eukaryota, Fungi, Basidiomycota, Dacrymycetes, Dacrymycetales, Dacrymycetaceae. The transcript has 5 exons. Gene Ontology annotation, molecular function: microtubule binding; actin binding. The coding region runs from base 1 to 3231 and encodes 1076 amino acids. The record is from RefSeq and is a predicted model, not a curated record. Gene Ontology annotation, cellular component: actin filament; cytoplasm.
AUGUCGCCUGCGAACUCUUCAGCACUGUCUGAUCUCUCUCGCUCACCAUCCCCGGUGAACCAUAAUCCCCACACACCACAUGUGCCAGAGCUGUCUGUCAGACCGCCGCCAUCAACCCAGGGCCCUUCCAGCGCGCCUGCCGGCCAAUCCCCCCUCACGCUCGCUCGCAGGGGAAGUCACGAAUCUGACAUGUCGAUUCACUCUGACGGAUCGUCCUCGCUCACGAACCUCUCUGACGAGCAGCCUGAACCUGACGCGGACGAAAACAGCGAAAACGAGAUUGACCCCGAGCGCGAUGGUGACGCCGACGCGAAAAAUGCGCCCACACCCGAGCCCGUCGGGAACACCCCAAAGCGCUCCGUUAUUCCAGAUCCGAUGUGGGCAUGGGCGGCCAAGAAGUCCAAGUCGAAAUCCAAAUCGAAAUCGAAAGACACGAGCGAAGAUGAAGCUGAUGCUCCCCAAGAGCUUGAAAGCGGUGAUCUCGCCGAAUCAGAUGCUUCCGACCAUCGCGACAAGGACGAUGAUGAACCCUCUGUGAACGGAGCAUUGGCCGUGGACGUGAAGGUUCAUACUCGCACUGGCACCGUUUCCAGCCGCGCUCGUGCUAAUGGCAUGACAAAGGAGCUGGCUAAACUGAAGGCGGAGGACAGUACUGGGACGAAUGCUACCCCUACCAAGUCACUAUCGCUUUCCCCUAUCUCCGAUGCCGACUCACCAAAGGAUGAAGAUGCGAAACCUGAAGAGGAUGCCGAGGUUCAGAAUGAUGAAGAGCCCGAACCUGCUGAACAGGAGGCAGUGGCCCCUGUUGUCAUCGUUGAAGCAUUCGAUCGUCUGGAAGGGAUGGUGACUCUUACCGCGCUUGAAGUUGCUUUGGCCAUGACGCGCGACUAUUUGUAUAACACCAAGAUGCAGCAAUAUGCUAUGGAGGAAGAAGCGCUGAAUGCUGGAACCCAUCCCGAGCUAAUACACCAAUGCGAGGAGCUGCAGAUCAGGAAAGAAGCACGAGUAGCCAUUGCUGAGAAGAAGUAUCAAGCUGCUGUUGCUCGCAUCAAACGAAAGCGGCAGGAAGACGCACAUCUUGUUAUGAACACUUGGAGAUACGAGAGAGAUGAGCUCCUACGUACAAUGUCGGAUUCAUAUGUAUCCGAAAAGCGUGCAUUGGAACGAGAGAAGGCGAAUCUAGAGCGAUAUUCUUCCCCUCGGCCUGUCACCCCCCCUAUGCCUACCGAGUUUGUGGAGGAGCCGCCCAGAAAGCGCGUCAAGGUUGAGAAACUUGUGGGAUCAGUCACUGCGAAGAACGUUCGAAAGAACAUCCAGUCUGCGCUGACCUAUCCAAGCGUGGACAGCGUGUCCGGUGACGAUCUAGAGUCUGACCUGAUUGCAAUGGGUAUCCGAAGAAAGCCAGCAGAUCCUGCACUUGGUCUUCUCCCGCCCAUGGCAAGUGGACAGAGAGACCUUUUACCUGUCAUGCCCCAGCCGCAAGGCGACUAUCAGCAAAUCCUGCAGCCGAUACAUCAGCAAUAUGCGCACCAGGCUCCUUUGCACAUCCAUCAUCUCCAUCCCCCGUUCCCCCACACACAUCAGAGCCACUCGUCGCAUCUGCCUCCGCCAUCUGGUCAAGUCAUUUCACACCAUGGAUCAGGGUCUUUCCCGCCGUGGGCUCCUGAGCCUCAAUCUGCCUACCCAUCACAGCAACAUCAUCAUCAUGUCCAACACAACCAUCCUCCGUCGCACUCACAAGCUCUUUCUGGCCUCCCACCUCAUCUACAGACGCAAGGCCCUUCACAUUCCCCGACUGGUCACAGGAUGAACUACCUGCCCUCCCAGCCUACUACUCACACCGUUCUGCAGUCUGCUGAACGACCGCCUUCAUCGAACAUGCACAUUUCCUCCAAUGCACAACCUUUCACCGCUGGACCAUUACCGCCAAACACUUGGAAUGAGAUUCGCAAAGACAGGGAGCUGCCAAUGCCAGGCCCAUCCAACCACAGGCAUGGCAGGAGGUCUAGCCCAUUACCCCCUCAUCCGUUGCAAGCACCGCAGAGGGAUCAGUCGAUGUUUCCACCACAAGGGCCACCGGGCAUGCACAACCAUCCUCCCCCUGGAGGCCCUCCAUCUUCUCACUUGUCAUCUCUUUCGUCGCAUUCCGGCCCGCCUCCGCCUUCUUUGGAUCAGCGUCGAUCCGCAGAACAUCGAGCAUCAAAGAGUGGAUCGUCGAAACGGAAAGUGGAGGAUGAAGUGGAAAUGCGGCGAGAUGUGAAACGGCCCGAAAUGAACCCCCCGCCUAGCUUUAAUAAUCGGUCUGUCAAUAUCUCUCCACAAGAUCAGCGCAGAGACCCGGGCCGCUCGGCACCUCCAAUGGCACCGACCUAUCAACAGAAUACCGCCAACAUCCUGAAAGAGAGGAGUCAGCCUUGGGAUCAACCCCCUCCACCUCAAGUUCCUACUACGAAUCGGGUCUCCAGACAAGGUCCCCCGGCAGGACCUCCUGUGGGACCCAUUUCUCACAAUAGUCUCCCGCCGCCACCGCAGAAUCGACAAUACAGUUCUUCGUCGCAGAUGUACCCGGUUGAUUAUGGUCGGUCACAGCCACAUAAAUCGUCCACGCUCCCAAGCGCAAUGUUCCCCUCUCAUCCCACACCGUCUAAUCAACCCAUGCAUAGGCCACCUUCAAUGAUGGGCUCAGUUGGGCGCCCACCUUCCCCCCCGCCAGCUAUGCGCAAUCCCAGCAUAACCCCACCACAUCAGUCCAUCUCCCACAGUUCUUCCAAUGCCCCAGGCUCCAGGUCGCCUGGCAAGCCAACUUACGGGCCGCCCCCUCCACCGCUCAAUGCACCUGGACUGCCCUCGCAACCACCUAGUUCAACGUCAAGCAACCAUCUGCGCUCUUCUGGCAGUGAUUCUCAUAGGAGCGGUAUCCCUGUGUCGUCACCGGCGAGCACGGCUCGGGUCUAUAGCUUACCCAAGCCAUCCGGUGUAUCAUCAAGCUUGUCCACGAUGGGUCCACCACUGCCUCCCCUAAACUCGAUGAACGAUGUGGCUAAGACGGAGCGUCCUCCGCCGUCCUCUCACAGUGGUCCAAUGCCUCCUUCGGUACCAGUUCCAGUACCUCCCCCGACUCAGCUGCCCCCAGUGCAGAAAUACGGUCAUGGCUUAGCCAGCAAACUAUUUGGAAGCUCAGGAAUAACGGGUGGGGGCGCGCCUACCGGGGGACGUUCUGCUAGUGGUUGA